Pleurotus ostreatus (oyster mushroom) is the source of this 1497-nucleotide messenger RNA. RefSeq lists its product as uncharacterized. Bases 1 to 1497 code for a protein of 498 amino acids. The transcript has 15 exons. NCBI's taxonomy places the organism in Eukaryota, Fungi, Basidiomycota, Agaricomycetes, Agaricales, Pleurotaceae. The record is from RefSeq and is a predicted model, not a curated record.
AUGUCUUCUCCAGCCAAAGAGAACGUCCCGGCAUACGGUGAUGUAGAAAAGGGGACGCUUGAGGUUAUCCCGACUUCCAAAGCGACGCCCGACUUCCCUGUCGACGAGAAGAAGGACCUCACAGUCGUAGCAGUCAAUCCCGCCGAUCAUUUACCAUCACUAAAGAAAGAGUCGCAACCGUCUACGAAGCCCACGCCGAAGCCCAAGAAGCAGGUGUCUAAUUGGAUCAAGUUCAAGAUUUGGUUCAACACAUAUCGUAAAUUCUUCUGCUUGACUUUCGGAUUGAACAUGAUUGGGCUUGGUCUCGCCGCAUCCGGUCACUUUCCGUAUGCGGUUAAAUACUCUGGCGCCAUGGUUGUCGGGAACUUCAACUUCGCCAUCCUUAUGCGCAACGAAAUUUUCGGUCGUAUCCUUUAUUGGUUUGUGAACACUUUCUUUGCCAAGUGGACCCCUUUAUGGUGGCGCUUGGGAUGUACCUCAGUCCUGCAGCAUCUCGGAGGAAUCCAUAGUGGUUGUGCGUUAUCAGGAGUCCUUUGGCUGCUCCUGAAGGUCAUCAAUAAUUUCCGCCACCACGAUGUCAAUCACGAUGCUGUACUGGUCAUGGGCGUCGUCACAAACUUGGCCGUCAUGAUCUCAGCUUUGAGUGCUUUCCCGUGGGUUCGAAACACGCACCACAAUGUGUUCGAGCGGCACCAUCGCUUCGUAGGAUGGAUCGGCCUAAUGUUCACUUGGGCUUUUGUCAUUCUCGGCGACACCUAUAACCCAGACACAAGGACCUGGAACCUCAGCGGCGUGCAUCUAGUAAGACAACAAGAUUUCUGGUUUACUUGUGGUAUGACUGUCUUCAUCGCCCUCCCCUGGAUAUGUGUCCGUGAGGUACCCGUGGAUAUUGAGUUGCCAUCACCAAAGGUCGCAAUCGUGCGUUUCAGAAGGGGAAUGCAGCAAGGACUUCUGGGGCGCAUCAGCCGUUCGUCCAUCAUGGAGUAUCACGCCUUUGGUAUCAUAUCUGAAGGAACUCAUGCGAAAUAUCAUUAUAUGAUUUGUGGCGUACAAGGCGACUUCACGCGCAGUUUGGUGAAUGAUCCGCCAAAGACGCUAUGGACACGAGAGCUAAAGUUUGCGGGUGUCUCGAACACGUCUACUCUUUACCGCCGAGGAAUACGUAUCUGCACAGGAACAGGGCUCGGCGCCGCACUUUCUACAUGUCUACAAUCCCCAUACUGGUACCUCAUCUGGAUAGGUUCUGAUCAAGAGAAAACUUUCGGUCCAACGAUCAGUAGUCUCAUUCACCGACACAUUGGUCCUGAGCGGUUGCUCCUAUGGGACAGUAAGAAGCGUGGCGGCCGCCCAGAUACCAUGAAGAUUCUCAAGGAGGUAUAUCAUUACUGGAACGCGGAGGUCGUCUUCAUCACAUCCAAUUACAUUGGAAACUCAGAGAUCAUGGAGGGCUGCAAAGAAGCUGGUAUACCCGCUUUCGGUACCCUGUGGGACUUUUAA